AUGAGUUUCAUGUACUUCAACAACGACUUCCCUAGUGGUAGUGUACAAGAUCAGUUACGCCAUCUACACAACCAUAGCAAGGACAACAACCACCCAGUACUAGCUCGAUUCAUUGCUGAAGCGACGCGGGUGAUCAAGGAAGAGAUCCAGUGUCUGCCGACGGAGCUGAAGACCUUGAUUCUGCCGUUUAACAACGUCUUCAGCUGGGCCGAGAAUGAAAAUCUUCGAGAGGGUCUUGUUUGUGGUGCGGUCGAGGGAGUUCUUCUCGUCACACUUCAACUCGCAGCGUACAUUGGCUAUCUCGAAAAGAACCCGGCCGAUUUGCGUGAUGCCUCCGCCUCCGGGCUCUGUGGAUUGGGCGUUGGCCUGCUGUCCUCCACGGCCGUCUCUUUGUCACCCACGGUGUGUGAGCUGGCGGUGGCUGGUGCGGACGCGGUCCGAUUGGCAUUCCGCUUAGGCAUUCAUGUCAUUGGAGUCUCAGAGAAUCUUGAAGCCAGAGACAUGUCAGAAAAGCCCGAUACUUGGGCGUAUGUGGUGCAUCGUAUCGAUCCGGCCGAAGUGCAGAAUGAGCUCGACUCCAUCAACACGCGGUCCAAUACCCCAAGUACCGGCAAGAUCUUUGUCAGCGCUGUCAGUCCCACCUCGGUGACAAUCAGCGGACCCCCUUCGACACUGAAGAAGCUGUUCAGCAAGUCCGAGUUCUUCCGCAAGGCAAGGUCCAUGCCUUUGCCCGUAUACGGAGGCCUCUGCCACGCCCCCCACGUCUAUGGUCGCGAGGAUAUGCAGAGCAUCGUCUACGGCAGCCAACUAAGCACUGUCACCGCCAAAACUGUGCCUCUGAUUCCGGUGUACUCAACGAGCACCGGACUCCCAUAUUCGGCAGCCGAUGCCGGUGCUCUCUUCGAGUGCGUCGUCUCCGAGCUGCUCGAGAAGGCAAUUCACUGGCAUCAAACCGUUGGCGGUCUCGUCAACCGUAUCAAGCGGAUGGGAGCGGAAGAUGUGACGUUCCAUUGUUUCGGGAACUCCCUCCCCCUGAACGAUCUUACUGCCCAGGUGAAAUCUGCCCUUCAAGAAGCAGAAGCGGCAGACUCGGAAGUCUCCAUUAAUGACUUGACAUCCUGGAUAGACCAAGCUGCGCCGGCUGCUUCUGUUCCCCGCAGCCCAGGCCAAUCCAAGCUCGCCGUCGUGGGCAUGUCGUGCAGGCUUCCAGGCGGCGCGACUAGCAACGAAAAGUUCUGGGAGAUUCUCGAGAAGGGCCUGGAUGUCUCUCGCCAGAUUCCCGCGGAUCGUUUUGACAUCAGCACGCACUACGACCCAGAGGGCAAGCAGAUUAACAAGACCAUGACGCAGUACGGCUGUUUCAUCGACGAGCCUGGCAUGUUUGACGCUCCUUUCUUCAACAUGUCCCCUCGCGAGGCGCAGGUCGUAGACCCCCAAAUGCGGCUUGCUCUGGUCACGGCAUACGAGGCGUUGGAACAGGCCGGCUUUGUUCCCAACCGCACCCCGUCCACGCAGUUGAAUCGUAUCGGCACGUACUAUGGCCAGGCAGCCGACGACUACCGCGAAGUGAACCAGGGUCAGGAAGUCAACACCUACUAUAUUCCCGGUGGGUGCCGGGCUUUUGGUCCUGGUCGAAUCAACUACUUCUUCAAGUUUGCCGGUCCGAGUUAUAGCAUCGACACGGCCUGCUCUUCGGGGCUUGCGGCAAUUCAGGUUGCCUGUCAGGCUCUCUGGUCUGGUGACAUCGAUAUGGCCGUCACCGGUGGUGUCAAUGUCCUGACUAACCCGGACGGAUUCGCCGGCUUGUGCAAUGGUCACUUCCUCACCAAGGGCCCCAACGCAUGCAAAACCUGGGAUGCCACGGCCGAUGGGUACUGUCGAGCAGACGGUAUCGGGUCCCUGGUAAUCAAGAGGCUUGAAGACGCCGAGGCGGAUAACGACAACAUCCUCGGGGUUAUCCUGGGUGCCGGGACCAACCAUUCCGCCGAGGCCGUGUCUAUUACCCAUCCUCAUGCAGGCCAUCAAUCUGAUCUCUCUCGUCAGGUCCUCCGGCAGGCGGGUGUCAACCCGUUGGAUGUGUCCUAUGUCGAGCUGCACGGGACAGGCACCCAGGCGGGAGACUUUGAGGAGCUGCAGGGCAUCAUGGACGUGUACGCGCCUCUGACCAAAGCUCGCAGCAAAGAUAAGCCCCUUUACAUCGGCGCCGUCAAGGCCAACGUGGGACAUGGAGAAUCUGUUGCCGGCACGACGGCGCUGAUCAAGGUGUUGCUCAUGUUGCAGAAGAACGCCAUCCCGCCACACGUCGGCAUCAAGACCGAGAUCAACCCUCGUUUCCCGCGGGACUUUGACCAGCGUAAUCUUCACAUUCCUCUUGAAAUGACCGACUGGACGCCUGUGGGAGGUAGGAAGCGGCUCGCUGCGGUGAAUAACUUUGGUGCCGCCGGUGGCAAUACGACUGUGGUCCUCGAGGAAGCGCCGACGCGCCUGGCCACGGAGCCGGACCCGAGACAGACCCACGUCGUCGCCGUAUCGGCAAAGAACAAGGUCUCUCUGGCUGGAAACAUUAAGUCCUUGAUUGGCUAUCUCGAAGAUCACCCCGAUACCAACCUCAGCAACCUCUCUUACACUACAACUGCACGCCGGUACCAGCACACACAUCGCAUCGCCCCCAUUUGCUCGAGUGUAGAUCAACUGAAGAAGCAACUGACAACGAGUCUUGACGGCAUCGAAUCCAUCCGCCCGGUUUCCAAGUCGGGCCCGCAGUCCAUCGCCUUCGCCUUUACAGGCCAGGGAGCUUCCUAUCAAUCCAUGAGCCUCGAGUUGUAUCAGCAUGUUCCCGUCUUCCGCCAGACCAUUGACCGCCUCGACGCUCUCGCACAGCGGCAAGGAUUCCCCUCUUUCAUUCUCGCACUGGAUGGAUCGCAUGGCAAAGACCACGAACACUCGCCCGUGGUUACGCAGCUCGCCUUGGUCAGCACCGAGAUUGCCCUCGCCAAGUACUGGGCUUCGCUUGGUGUCCAACCAGACGUCGUCGUCGGCCACAGCCUGGGUGAAUACGCGGCGAUGCACGUAGCUGGCGUCCUCACCGCCAGCGAUGCCCUGUUCAUGGUCGGUCGUAGGGCCGAGAUGAUGCAGAAAAAGUGCACAAGAGGCAGCCACUGCAUGAUGGCUGUCCGAGCCUCCUUGAGGCAAAUCGCCGUCGCCGCACCGAACGAGCGGUACACCAUCGCCUGCAUCAACAGUCCUUCCGAUACAGUCCUCAGCGGUACAACCCAGGAAGUGGACCGUGUCGCCAGUGUCCUCGAGGCAGCUGGCUUCCGGUGUAUUAAGCUGUCCGUCGCCUAUGCUUUCCACUCGGAGCAGGUCGACCCUCUCCUCGAUGAUUUCGAAGCCAUUUGCAAGACCGCCGUCCGUUUCCAGGAGCCCAAGAUUCCCUAUAUCUCGCCGCUACUCGGCAAGGUCGUCUUCGACGGUAAGACGCUAAAUGCCAACUACUGCCGUCGCGCAACGAGAGAACCAGUCGACUUUGUAUCCGCCCUGGGGAACGCCCAGAACGUUUCUACUAUCAGCGCCGAGGACACGGUCUGGAUCGAGAUUGGUCCUCAUCCCGUGUGCACCGCCUUCGUCAAGUCCACCAUUCCGUCGACUCUGCUUGCCCUGCCCUCUAUUCAUCGCACCCAAGAUAACCUGAAGACGAUUGCUGAGAGCAUGGCUGCCUUGCAUCUUGUUGGGGUCAAGGUCUCGUGGACCGAGUUCCAUCACCCCUUUGAGAACCGACUUCGACUGCUUGAUCUACCCACCUAUUCGUGGAACGAGAAGAACUACUGGCUUCAGUAUAACGGCGAUUGGUGCUUGACGAAAGGAAACACGUUCUAUGGCACUCAACAGACUAUCGGAGCCAAGCUUGGGUCCUCGCCCCCGAGUCGUCUCCAAACGUCGACGGUCCAUGAGAUUAUCGAGGAGACAUCUGACAACUCUGGCUGUUCACUCGUUAUCCAGUCCAAUCUCAUGCAGUCUGAUUUCUAUGCUGCAGCAUACGGACAUCGAAUGAACGACUGCGGCGUUGUUACAUCGUCUAUCCACGCUGAUAUCGCCUUUACCCUCGGCGACUACCUCCACAGAAACCUCCUUCACCUUACGGGUAACAUGGCCGACAUGAACAUUGCGAACCUAGUCGUCUCAAAGGGUCUCGUCGCCAACAGCGAUACUUCAUCGCCUCAGCUGAUUCGAGUGACCGCAACCACAGCCGACACGAAAUCCGGCGCAGUCGACUUGACAUGGCAGAACGUAGCCAACGAUGGCACUGCAUCGGAGCCAUUCGCCACGGCCAACAUCUUGUUUGGCGAUGCAAGCGAAUGGCUCGCAUCGUGGAGUCCUCUGACGCACCUCAUCCAGGGCCGCAUCGAGGCACUCGAGCGCAUGGCUGCUGAAGGAAAAGCUAGUCGCUUCUCUCGCAACAUGGCCUAUACCCUCUUCGCCAGCAACCUGGUCGACUACGCUGACAAGUAUCGCGGCAUGCACUCCGUCGUGAUGCACGAGCUUGAAGGUUUCGCGGACAUCCAACUCACCAGCAAAGAAAGCGGCGUCUGGACCGUGCCGCCCUACUUCAUCGACAGCGUGGCCCAUCUUGCCGGGUUUAUCAUGAACUGCUCCGACUCGAUGGACUGCAAGAACAACUACUGCGUGACUCCCGGCUGGAAGACAAUGCGUUUCGCGAAGCCGCUACUGCCUGGCGCCAAGUACCGUUCUUACGUUAAGAUGAUCCCAACCGUUCAGGAUCCGACCGUCUACUUUGGCGAUGUGUACAUCAUGCAAAACGACGAGAUUAUCGGCAUGGUUGGCGGCAUCCAGUUCCGCAGCUUCCCACGCAUUUUGCUCAGUCGUUUCUUCUCGCCACCAGAUAAGAACGGCGCACAUGGCACCAAAGGGAAGACACAGACCACCAAGUCCUCCCCGCACACAACCGUGGCUAAGGCCAGACAUGACGAUGCUGUGAGCAAGCCAUCACCGCCUGUCAAGGCCACAGCGACUACAACGCCACCACUCCCUUCACAGUCUGCAUCUGGCACACCCAGUGAACCCUCUGCCACCUCACCCUCCGCCGCCACUAUAGGAGCUCAGAGCGACAGCCUGGCCGACAAGGCGUUGCAAAUCAUUGCGAGAGAGGCAGCCAUGGAGGUCGCUAGCUUAGAGGACGAUGCCAGCUUUGAUAGCCUGGGCAUUGACAGUCUUAUGUCACUGGUCAUAGUGGAAAAACUAAAGAUAGAGCUUGAUGUAAAGGUAGGGGGUAGUCUUUUCCUCGACUACCCAACUAUUGGGAAUUUUAAGCAGUGGCUAUUAGAUAUAGCGUAG
Molecule: messenger RNA, 5352 nt
Organism: Sodiomyces alkalinus F11
Lineage: Eukaryota; Fungi; Ascomycota; Sordariomycetes; Glomerellales; Plectosphaerellaceae
Product: putative polyketide synthase
Exons: 4
Coding region: 1-5352 (1783 amino acids)
Biological process (GO): fatty acid biosynthetic process; DIM/DIP cell wall layer assembly
Cellular component (GO): cytoplasm; plasma membrane
Molecular function (GO): fatty acid synthase activity; 3-oxoacyl-[acyl-carrier-protein] synthase activity
Source: RefSeq, a predicted model, not a curated record